Molecule: messenger RNA, 4412 nt
Organism: Suncus etruscus (white-toothed pygmy shrew)
Lineage: Eukaryota; Metazoa; Chordata; Mammalia; Eulipotyphla; Soricidae
Gene: PCSK6
Product: proprotein convertase subtilisin/kexin type 6
Exons: 26
Coding region: 1-3423 (1140 amino acids)
Biological process (GO): peptide hormone processing
Cellular component (GO): membrane; cell surface
Molecular function (GO): serine-type endopeptidase activity
Source: RefSeq, a predicted model, not a curated record
AUGGCUGAGGCUGGGACCGAGACCUUGAGGGACCUCAAGCAGGUCUCCUUGGGAGACCUGGAGACCUUGGCAGAGGCUGAGGAGGCAGAUGGGCAAAGCCGAACAGAGCCGGACCUGGGAGACCUCGGCGCUGGGCACUCUCAGACGGGCACAAGGGCCAUGUCAGGAACAGGCUUCACCCAAGAGCAGCCCAGGAAGGCCUCUGAGGUUUACCAUCGGACAGAUUCCAUGGCAGAAAGCAGCUCAGUCCCCAAAGGUGCCAACCGGCCCAAAGCCAGUGGGCAGGGACGGGACAGUGUCCUGUGGCACGGGGGCCAGCGACUUAUGGGCAUCUUUGGGGGGAUGCCAGGGGCCAGGCCCUGCAAUGGGGCUGUGUUAUCUGUCCAUAUGGCACUAGGGAAGGAAGAAGUCCUGCUGAAGUUCAGGAACGGAGAAGCCGAAAGGAUGAAUCAUGAGGGUUACGAAACCCAGGAGCUCCUGAGAGUCAAGCUGGGAGAGGCAGGUCUGGGGGCCCCGCCUUCGGAGCCCCGAGACAGGCCCAGGGAGGCCCUAGCCAGAGUUCAGACAGCCGGCUGGUCACCUGCGGCGGCGGCCCAGCCCCCGGCGCACUCGGAGCGGAGCCGCCGCGCUGCCAUGCCUGGGCCCGGGCCCCGGCCGCGCGCCCCGCGCCCCUGGCGCCCCGGGCACCCCUGGCACCCCUGGCACCGGCUGCUGCUGCUCCUGCUCGCGCUGCCCGCCGCCCGCGCCGCGCCCCCGCGCCCCGUCUUCACCAACCACUGGGCGGUGCAAGUGGCCGGGGGCCCCGGGGCGGCGGACCGCGUGGCCAGGGCGCACGGCUACCUCAACUUGGGCCAGAUUGGAAACCUAGACGACUACUACCAUUUCUAUCACAGUAAGACCUUUAAGAGAUCGACCAUCAGCAGCCGAGGCCCCCACACCUUCCUGAGAAUGGACCCCGAGGUCAAGUGGCUCCAACAGCAGCAGGUUAAGCGCAGGGUGAAGAGGCAGAUCCACAAUGACCCCCAGGCCCUGUACUUCAACGACCCCAUAUGGUCCAGCAUGUGGUACAUGCACUGUGGAGACAAACAGAGCCGUUGCCGCUCGGAGAUGAACGUGCAGGCGGCGUGGAAGAGGGGGUACACGGGCAAGAAUGUGGUGGUCACCAUCCUCGACGACGGCAUCGAGAGGAAUCACCCCGACUUGGCCCCCAACUAUGAUUCUUACGCGAGCUAUGAUGUCAACGGGAACGACUACGACCCGUCUCCCCGAUACGAUGCCAGCAACGAAAAUAAGCACGGAACCCGCUGUGCGGGUGAAGUGGCCGCAUCAGCCAACAACUCCUACUGCAUCGUGGGAAUCGCCUACAACGCCAGGAUCGGAGGCAUCCGCAUGCUGGACGGCGACGUGACAGACGUGGUGGAGGCCAAGUCGCUAGGCAUCAGGCCCAACUACAUUGACAUCUACAGUGCCAGCUGGGGACCCGACGACGAUGGCAAGACCGUGGACGGGCCCGGCCGACUGGCCAAACAGGCCUUUGAGUACGGCAUCAAAAAGGGUCGCCAGGGGCUGGGCUCCAUCUUUGUCUGGGCGUCGGGGAACGGCGGGCGAGAGGGCGACCACUGCUCGUGCGACGGCUACACCAACAGCAUCUACACCAUCUCGGUGAGCAGCGCCACGGAGAACGGCUACAAGCCCUGGUACCUGGAGGAGUGCGCCUCUACCCUGGCCGCCACCUACAGCAGCGGCGCCUUCUACGAGCGCAAAAUCGUGACCACGGACCUCCGCCAGCGCUGUACUGACGGCCACACGGGCACUUCGGUCUCAGCCCCCAUGGUGGCCGGCAUCAUCGCCUUAGCCUUGGAGGCCAACAGCCAGCUGACAUGGAGAGACGUCCAGCAUCUGCUGGUGAAGACUUCCAGGCCGGCCCACCUUAAAGCCAACGACUGGAAAGUGAAUGGAGCCGGGCAUAAAGUCAGCCAUCUCUAUGGUUUCGGCCUGGUGGACGCAGAGGCCCUGGUGGUGGAGGCCAAGACAUGGAAGGCCGUACCCGCCCAGCACACGUGUGUGGUGGCCACGGACAAGAGGCCCAGGAUCAUCCCUGUGGGGCAGACGUUGCGGUCCACAGCCCUGACCACGGCCUGCGCCGACCGCUCCGACCAGCGAGUGGCCUUCCUGGAGCACGUGGUGGUUCGGGUCACCAUCUCGCACCCGCGCCGUGGCGACCUCCAGAUCCACCUCACCUCCCCCUCGGGGACCAAGUCCCAGCUGCUGGCCAAGAGGUUGCUGGACCUCUCCAAUGAGGGCUUCUCAGACUGGGAGUUCAUGACUGUGCACUGCUGGGGGGAGAAGGCUGAGGGUGAAUGGACCCUCGACAUCCAGGACCUGCCGUCACAAGUGCGCCACCCCGACAGGCAAGGGAGGCUGCGAGAGUGGAGCCUGAUCCUUUACGGCACCUCCCAGCACCCCUACGACAGCUUCAGCGCCCACCAGUCCCGCUCUCGGAUGCUGGAGCUCCCCACACCCGCGCUGGACACCCCCAGGACCGGCCCCGCCCCACCCGAGGGCCCUGAGGAAGAGGAGGAGUACACAGGUUCGUGCCACCCAGAGUGCGGCGACAAAGGGUGUGACGGCCCGGGCGCGGACCAGUGCCUCAGCUGUGCCCACUUCAGUCUGGGCAGUGCCAAGAGCAGCCGAAAGUGCGUCAGCCAGUGCCCGCUGGGCUACUUCGGGGACACCGCGGCCAGACGCUGCCGCCGCUGCCACAAGGGCUGCGAGAGCUGCUGGGGUAAGAGCCCCAGCCAGUGCCUGAGCUGCCGCAGAGGCCUCUACCACCUCCCCGAGCGUGGGGCCUGCCUCACCCUCUGUCCCGCCGGCUUCUACUCCGACCAGAGUCAGAAAGCUUGCCUUAAGUGCCACCCGAGCUGUGCACACUGCGUCGCCGAGCCCGAAAAAUGCACCGCCUGUCGGGAAGGGUUCAGCCUAGUGCGAGGCAGCUGCGUUCCUGACUGUGCUCCCGGCACCUACUUUGACUCUGAGCAGAUUCGCUGCGGGCAAUGCCACGCCAGCUGCCAGACCUGCGUGGGGCCCGGCCAUGAGGAAUGCAUCCACUGCGCCAAGGACCUCCACUUCCAGGACUGGAAGUGCUUGCAAGCCUGUGAGGCAGGCUUCUUCCCCGAAGCCAUGCCUGGCCUACCCCAUAAAGUCUGUCGGAGGUGUGAGGAGAACUGCCUGAGCUGCGAAGGCUCCAGCAGGAACUGCACCCACUGUGCGCCUGGCUUCACGCAGCUGGGCCCGACCUGCGUCAGCACUCACAGCUGCAGCAAUGCCGACGAGACCUUCUGUGAGAUGGUGAAGUCCAACAGGCUGUGUGAGCGGAAGCUCUUUAUCCAGUUCUGCUGCCGUACCUGCGUCCUGGCAGGCUAAGGGACACCUCCCAGCCUGGCGGCCCCUCCAGGCAAACCGUGGGCCAGAACCCAGCUCCAGGGCAGCCCGAACCCCAGGAGCCAGACUUGCCCCUCGCAGCCCCCUGGAGGGCAGGUUCCAGGAGCCGCAGUCGCCUCUGAAAACUCCGCUUGCUCCUCCGUUCUUCUGGCAAAUUCCGACCUGGAACCAGAGGCCUCUCAGGGAGCCCCGGCCAAGCCUUCCCAGCAGCUCCGGGCCCCCUUCAGCUCGCUGCCCGCUCCCAGGCCCAGGCAGGAAAGAGACGCCCCAGGUGGAUCGUAGAUGAUGCAGGUGGAGUGGAAGGCCUGAAAGGUGUGACCCCAACACUGCAGCAUCUCUCCAGAACCUACAUCUGCUGUGACUGCAGCGAAGGCACCUUGGAGCCCAGAGCAGGGUCUGGUCCCUGUGUUGGGGGCCCAGGCCCCACUCCAAGCAACAGCAGCACUUCUGAGCAGGGGUCCCCAGGGGAGCCCUGACUACCAGUUUUCUUUUUCCCAGCUCUCAGCAGCUGGGCACCCCAUUUUCCUGGAGUGACUUUCCAAACCCGCCUUGGCCUCUGAUUUCUCCGGAACAUCGUUUAUCUAAAAUGGGGUCCCCCUGUCCGUGCCCGUGCACCAUCCGCGACUGGGGUUCUCUGCCAGACCUGAGUUCAGUGUUUUGUGAGACCCGCUCUUUUUGACCAACAGAGUUCAUCUGUUUUCAUCGACAUGCACAGAACCUGCUUGAGCCCCUCCCUUGAGCAGGGAGGGGAACAUCUGCCUUAAAAUUUUCCAACUCCUUCUCCUGUGUUGUCUGUCCUGCCUCCCCCCUUUAAACUGGAACGCAUCUGCCUUGUCCCUGGGGGGCCGGAGCCAGGACUCGGGUGGGGGAGUAAACCCAGCUGUUGUUUAUUGACUCCACGACUCAGAAAUGAAACGACCAUCAACCAGGCAGUUCCUCCUAAAUUAAUAAAAGAGUUGAGUUUUCCUGGC